This is a messenger RNA of Penicillium paradoxum, 387 nucleotides long. RefSeq lists its product as uncharacterized. The coding region runs from base 1 to 387 and encodes 128 amino acids. The transcript has 4 exons. The record is from RefSeq and is a predicted model, not a curated record. Lineage: Eukaryota; Fungi; Ascomycota; Eurotiomycetes; Eurotiales; Aspergillaceae.
AUGGGUAAAGGCACUCCAACCAGUCCAGAUGAGCCCAAGUACGCUGAAUCAUCCACCCAGGACGCUCAUCAUAUGAUGUUUGGCCACUACUGGAACUCAACCAGAGAUGUGCCACCUAGUUCCAUCAGCCAGGGCAACAAGAAGAUUUGCAACUGUGUCAACCAUCAGGCAAGCCAGUGGCCAAUGGACCAUGCAAUAAUAAAACUACCUUCCUGCACCUACAAGUGUCCCUACUGCCCCGCGUUUGACGACGAACUCGACCCCGUGCCUCAGGCGGCGAAGGUUCGUGCCCAUAUUAAACGUGUUCAUGUGAGGAAAGAAUCCGAGUUUCCUGGACUUACUGUUCAGCCAGCCAGAGCAGCAAAUGCCAGCCGUACUUCGCGUUAA